AUGUCUGUACUCCCUCCCCCGUUUCUUCCCAUCGAGAUCAUCCAAGAGUUUGCCAGAUGUGUUCUUUACCUCCAUAUCGCUGCCGCUUUCGAUGCAUAUGCCCCGCCGGGAGACCUGUCUCUACUAAGACCUGUCGCAUCGCAAACCCGCUGCACGGACCCCUGUCAGGACCCAACGUACCCAACUUGCAUUCAAGACGGAGUGCAUGCAAUUCACAGCGCUAGUCGGGAUGAUCGAAGAGUAGACCGCAUUCAUGCUCUGGUGGUCGAGCAAGUGCGAGGGGCUAGGUGUUGUGUGAAGCGGCCGACUGCUCGUGCGCUAUUUCAGGAUGCGCGCAAGUUGAUCCUCGUCUCUAAGACUUGGCGCGACGCCGUAAGCCAGGACCCGCAACUGUGGCCGCGGGAUGAGGAGAGCAAAUUCUUGCCCUAUGCCCAGGCGCAGCGCGUCCUCUUCCCUGCUCGUGGCAUUCGCAACGACAACACGACUGCCUCCUACCUCGCCCUCGAUCCUCUCUGUUCUUGUGCUUUCAACUCUCUACACCGCGAGUGGUUGUCUCCCUUCACACAUGUUAGCAUCGCUUUACCGCGCCUAUGCUGUAAGCCAGGGGAACAAGACAGUUACGGGUCGUUGACGUUCAUCAACCAUAUUGCCCACGCCCAGAACUUAACAUAUAUUGAGUUACGCUGCGCGUUUCCCACGAGUAUCAUGGACACUGAAGGCGGUCCUUUGAUCAUGCCUCAUCUAGAGGUUGCUCGACUGAUUAACUGCGAGUAUCUCCUCUCCGGGCCCAAGUUGCGGGUAUUAUACUUCACCGCUUUCUUUUCUGAGGUACUUCCGCUGGAAUACCUUUUGGAAGGGCUCGCACAUAGCCCUGCGCUCGAAGUUCUACAUAUUCGAACGGCAGACUUCCUCAAGGUCGAAGAGGAGGAGGAGGAUGGCACUGAGGAUCCGCACAUUGAGAACUCUCUCCCACCUGCCGUUGCACUACCGCAUCUUCGCCACUUGUCUCUCUCGCUGGCACCUGAUGCGCAUAGCAAGCUAUUUCAUAUGCUUGACUUGUUACCAGAAGUGGAAGUUCACCUUGAAGGGGCCCGUGGGGGCAGCACAUACACAGACAUCGAGCUUGGACUACGACAACUCGUCCCGUCUUUGUUUAUGCCUGGAAUGGCGCGUCAAGUCGUCCAGAAUGGCCCAUCGUUCUAUAUGGCUUCUGGCGUACCUGACCAGCUGGGGACUGCCUGGAGGCAGUACCCAGUCAUUGGUUUUGACAUCGGUCUUGAUCGUUCGCGCAAAGGCGAUGCACCUCCCUCCCGUUAUCCUCCAGAGUUCGUUCGAGUUAUCCUCGCCGGCGAGAUUGAAGAUGCCCUUCGCGGCAUGUUGGACGCCUCACAAGAUGCUGCCGCGAUCACCCGGAUUCCUGCAAACCACCUCCCACGUCGUUCAUUGAGCUCCCGUCGUCACAGCACACGUGUCUAUGCGCUUGGCCCAUCCUGGGACACCGAUACCGAUGCCAUACGAAGAGAGCUCCUGUCAAUCACGAGCUCUCUACGACUAUACAAGACAUUGCGUCCGGGAGCAACACUCGUCCUGGGCACUGCUUCUUAUAUUCCUCGGUCGCCGAUUGAAUGGUAUCGCUGGCUUGCGAACUGCCAUCCACGCGCACUGGUUAUACCGGGAGCCACGACUGGUGCAGGUAGAGAGCCAAUCAGUCGAGGAGUUAUGGAGCUAGAGGCACUGGCAACGUUGUUGAGGGAUGGCAUCAAGGUGGAGAACAAACGUCGAUGGAUUCGCCGCCUCAAGUCGAUCAGUGUAUCAUCUGCAUGUUUGGGAGAGCGCCCUCAGCAGGAACUUACAAGGCUUACACGCAUAGGGACUCCGAGCAAAGAUGUACUUGCCAAAUAUGGUCUAGAUGCAGUGGAGUGGUGCUUUUACGAGGACAAGGUCUUUUCAACGGGUCGGUACAGCCUGUGA
Molecule: messenger RNA, 1971 nt
Organism: Peniophora sp. CBMAI 1063
Lineage: Eukaryota; Fungi; Basidiomycota; Agaricomycetes; Russulales; Peniophoraceae
Source: the annotation of a GenBank genome assembly